Messenger RNA from Megachile rotundata (alfalfa leafcutting bee), 2902 nucleotides. RefSeq names its product protein kinase, cAMP-dependent, regulatory subunit type 1 (gene Pka-R1). NCBI's taxonomy places the organism in Eukaryota, Metazoa, Arthropoda, Insecta, Hymenoptera, Megachilidae. Gene Ontology annotation, biological process: negative regulation of cAMP-dependent protein kinase activity. Gene Ontology annotation, molecular function: cAMP-dependent protein kinase inhibitor activity; cAMP binding; protein kinase A catalytic subunit binding. The record is from RefSeq and is a predicted model, not a curated record. Gene Ontology annotation, cellular component: cAMP-dependent protein kinase complex; cytosol.
UACUAUCAAUUGACUAACAUUUACGUUUUACAUUUGGAAAACUUGAUGUUCGGUAAAUGUUACUAAUUAUAUAAAUUUUUACUUGUAUGUACAUAUAUGGGUCAAAUGUAUAAAGUUUGUUAUCUGUACCGCAAAUAUUACAGUAUCGUAUUUGGUUAUUCAAAAUAAAGAAAAAUCUUUAUUUAAUGUCUGCAUUCACGAUAGGAGAGUAUCGAAUUACUUAUUUUUCCUUGAAUUUAUGCAGCAUUGCCCCUGACCAGAUUCGUAUCUUCACAAAGCAUUUAACUGCCCUUUUUUAGCUGUCUAUAUCACGCGAAAGUAUAUCACGCAGAAUGAUCGAUAAUAUUUUUCGUUUCUCGAUGAAUUGCACUGAGUGAGUGAACACAAAAUGUAGAGUCGUUAAAAAUCAGUACAAUAUCGUUCUUAUUUUUCUGCACGUAUAUCUAUAUAGGAAAGAAUAGUAUGCGCGAUACAGGGGCUGUUCUAAUAAUAGAAUAUGCUCAAAAUAUAACGAGGAGCAACCUUUACCAACGGCUAACGAAAGUCAUGUAACGUGUAACAUGUUUGUGUAGUCGUUGAAAAUAUACGAAGCGCUCUACGACGAUGCGUUUUAAACAGAUAAUGCCGGAAGUAUGUUGUGUUGUACGUUCAUUUCUCGUCAGUCAAUGAGUUAUGUGUUAAUCUGACUACACAUCACCGAAAAAUUUUGCGACAGUAUCAAUAGUACGAUUAUUUUCUAGUACAUUAGCACCGAGCUCGCGAGUAACCGCCACGCAAAGAUCGUGUCGCAUUAAUCGAAUUUGGUGAGACCUUAGAAAAUUCCAAAGUGGCGCGGUGAACGUUGCAAUCAAGAACGAUCGUUGUUCUUUGUGCGUUGUUCAAGAAAUAUUUUUUCAAAUACCGAUUUGUGUGCGUGAAAAGCGUGUUACGGGAAGAAUACGUAUUAAGUAAUAUCAAGUAUAUCGAAUAUCGAGUAAUAUCGACAAAUAAUGAGCGAGGGGACGACGUUGAACGCGCGUAUACUUUUCGUCAUCUUCCCACCUUUUAUGUUCUACAAAAAUAUAUUUUGAAACUCGCUCUAUACAUGACUUUACUUUUUACGUAUAUUUAAAAAGCAUUAGAAGAACCGUUAUAUGUUUGUUAAGGAAAAAACGUAGUUGUGUUGCGCAUGUCUCAGCAAAAUUGACUUUAUAGCACCUUGUUUUGCUUAUGCGGCUUAAUUUUAAGUGUCGUGCGUUUUUACUUAAAUCAAACUGACAAAACGAAAAAACCUUACGCUUUCGAGAUCUAUUCUUCGCGAAAACAAAACAUCCGUCUUGCCUGUAGGAUCGGAGUUAACGUUUGAAAAAUUCAACUUGGAGAAUAUCAACGUCCGACAUGGUGCAGCAGGAGCAGGCUCACGAUGCAAAGCAACAAAUUGCAACAAGUCCAGAGGACACGGAGGAUAUACCUGCAGGUCAACAAGGACCUCAGGUCCCUCGACGCAGAGGUGGUAUUUCCGCGGAACCGGUCUCCGAAGAAGAUGCGACCAGUUACGUUAAAAAAGUCGUACCUAAAGACUACAAAACGAUGGCUGCUUUGAGCAAGGCAAUUGCUAAAAAUGUCCUUUUCGCUCAUCUCGAUGAAAAUGAACGUUCCGAUAUAUUCGAUGCAAUGUUUCCCGUCACGUUUCUACCCGGAGAGGCGAUUAUUCGUCAAGGCGACGAAGGUGACAACUUUUAUGUUAUUGAUCAAGGAGAAGUUGAAAUCUUUGUAAACGGAGAGUUAGUUACAACGAUCGGCGAGGGAGGAAGUUUUGGUGAAUUGGCGUUGAUCUAUGGUACUCCACGUGCUGCCACUGUUCGAGCAAAAACUGACGUAAAAUUAUGGGGUAUCGACAGAGACUCUUACCGCAGAAUUCUUAUGGGUUCAACUAUAAGAAAACGAAAGAUGUACGAGGAAUUCCUGUCCAGAGUUUCGAUUUUAGAGUCUUUGGAUAAAUGGGAACGUCUGACGGUAGCCGAUGCUUUAGAACCGGUAGCAUUUGAUGACGGCGAAACGAUAGUUCGACAAGGUGAACCGGGCGAAGAUUUUUACAUAAUAGUUGAGGGUACGGCUGUCGUUCUUCAGCAGCGUUCAGAGGGCGAGGAACCUGCGGAGGUUGGUCGUUUAGGGCCGUCUGAUUAUUUUGGUGAAAUUGCACUGUUGUUGGACAGGCCGAGAGCAGCGACUGUAGUGGCACGAGGACCAUUAAAAUGUGUGAAACUCGAUAGAGCAAGAUUUGAACGAGUUUUAGGUCCUUGCGCAGAUAUUCUGAAACGCAACAUCACCCAAUAUAACAGUUUCGUGUCCUUGUCCGUAUAAAUUGCCGUACAAACAACGUUAUCAGUCACUUGAAUUCUUUUUAUGAAACUACUUUUCAUUAUUAACAUUUUUUAUUUGAGUAAUAUGUAAGUAAUAACUAUCUCAAGCCGGUUAACGAUAUACGUGUUAAGAAUUAUAUAUGUUAAUCAUCUUUUGAACUUCAUACAUUUUAUUUUUACAUUUUCGAAAUUGGGUUAUAUCAUUGCAUUUUGUCGUUUAAUGUCUCAAUAGUUUAUUCUAUUCUUUAAAUUCUAAAAGAACAGCAAUUAUCUUAUAGAUACAUAUGUAUUUUUAAAAGAUGCUAGUGACAUAUAUAGUUCUUAUGAACACAAUUUGAAUAAUUAGAAAUGUCGUAAAACUUAAAAUCAUUACGCACUAUAAAUCUCGUAACAUGGAGCUGUAAGAAUUAAUCGCUGAAAUCUUUUACACGAUCGUUCCCCGACAAUUAUUGAUACACGCGAAAGUUUGAAAAAUUUUAGCAAAUGUAUGUUUUACCUCGCAACAUUUAAUGUUCGAAGUAAUAAAUAAAAAAUUCUAUUGUGUUAAUUACCUCAUCGAA